This is a messenger RNA of Dichomitus squalens LYAD-421 SS1, 504 nucleotides long. RefSeq lists its product as uncharacterized. Bases 1 to 504 code for a protein of 167 amino acids. NCBI's taxonomy places the organism in Eukaryota, Fungi, Basidiomycota, Agaricomycetes, Polyporales, Polyporaceae. The record is from RefSeq and is a predicted model, not a curated record. The transcript has a single exon.
AUGAAAGAUAACCCCAGGCGCUACUCCCCGUCCUCCCCCUUCGAGCCCACGCCCGCGGAGAACCGCACCGACUUCUGCCUCGGCGCGAGCCCCGCACUCGACAGCGAGUCCACGUCCGACGAAGACGAAGGCGUCAUCAGCUGCGGGCUAUCGGACGAGCGCGAGCUCAAGCUGCUCGCCACGGACCCCUUGCGUCCCCCAGGAAAGAGCCGCAUCAUCUCCAGCCGCAGCUUCCCGGGGAACGAUGACGUCGGACCCGACACCGACGCCGGCCUGCCUGCUCCCGGACGCGGGCUCGAGGCGCUCUGGACGGACCUCGGCGUCGACGGCCCGUUGGAGGUGAGCGUGGACAGCGAGGCGUCCGACGCGGACGGGGCUAGCGUCGCGCUCUCUGCCGUGGACGGGCGCCCGGGCUUCUUGAGAGACGAGCGGGGAGGGGGCGGGGGGAGGAGGAUGGGCACCGCGGGGGAGGAACCAAAGGCGGAGGCUGGCAGGGACGAGUGA